Messenger RNA from Salvia hispanica, 561 nucleotides. RefSeq lists its product as uncharacterized. The record is from RefSeq and is a predicted model, not a curated record. Lineage: Eukaryota; Viridiplantae; Streptophyta; Magnoliopsida; Lamiales; Lamiaceae.
AUGGUUGUUGCAUUAGGUCCGGGGAAAUUCUACGGCGUCGCCCUGCCGCGGCCGCGCCUCCACACCGACGCCAAGCUCAGUGACGAGAGAGUCGAUCCGCCGCCCUCCGUCACGGAUCCGCUCAUCUCGUGGGCGCGCGAGGCCCACUGGUCCAUGGGCGGCCUCAGCGUCCAUCGCCGCCGCCUCCAGGGCCGCAUCGAGGGCAGCGUCGAGCGCCUCCGAGCUCAGCGGGACCAGAUCUCCACCAGAUCCCCAAUUCCGACGAAAUCGGGGACAAAAUCAGCCGAGAUCGGCGCAUCGCCGUCUCCGCCGCGCGCUCCGGCGGCGAUUAAGCGCCGCCGCGUCGUCGGAUUGACGGAUGGAGACGAGGAAGAGGUGAUCGCGGCGGUGAAGAGAGGCUUGGUGAGGAAAUUGGGGGAUGAUUUUGAACGAGUGGCGAGGGAGAGCGAAAUCGGAAGCGCGGAGAGAAUUAGCUCCGGUGAAGGAAAGAAGAAAUUGGUUAAGGGAGGGGCUGCCGCCUCGGGAAUCAGAAGAUCGCCGCGGUUGUCGAAGAUGCGGUGA